Molecule: messenger RNA, 1377 nt
Organism: Clonostachys solani
Lineage: Eukaryota; Fungi; Ascomycota; Sordariomycetes; Hypocreales; Bionectriaceae
Source: the annotation of a GenBank genome assembly
AUGUCACUAGAGAAGUCAUCCCAGUCGUUGCGGCGCAAGUCCUGCGGCGCAUGUGUCCGUUCCAAGAGGCGGUGCGACUUGGCCGAGCCCGUCUGUUCACGAUGUCAAAUGAGGCGCAUCGAUUGUGUCUACCCUCAACGACUUGGCGUCAUUGACAACGCCUCAGCUAGCAGUUCCAGUCUAGAUACACCGUUACCCCAGACGUCGGCGUAUGGCGGGCAAUAUCCGACCAGCGUCGCGCAGUUCAGCAGCCAGGGGACGCUUACACUGCCUGCUCCCACCUCGCUGCUCGUGGAUGACUACACCAAUAUGCACAUUCCUGCUUACCUGACGCCCCCGUCCGGUCCAUUCGGGUCUGUCCCACGGCCUCUGUCCCCGGGGAUGUUCUCCCUUGUCCAGGACAUCCUUGGCGAGCAGCGGUUCACUUCCCCGUCUGACCUCGGACUCUCGGCCGGCUCCCACAGUAACCCCCUUCUACCCUCCACAGGCCAGACCAGCUCCUGGAGUAACGACAUAAUCACCGGUAGCAACUUUCAGCCUCGCACAGAAUAUGCUGCGCGGUUGAUGGCGGACCAGCCCGCCACCCUGGCCCAGAACGGGUACAAUUGUUUCAUCCAUCACACCCAGGCCAAUUCGUCUGCCGUUCUGCAGGAUGCACUGGCGGCAAGCGCCCUACAGGCGAUGAGAAACCCGUCCAACGCGGGUGUCGUCAGAGCUGAAAUCAUGAGGAGGGCAAGGCUGCUCAUCAGCGCGGUAGAAGCGGCGAGGGAGAACUACCUGCCUCUAUUCAGCAUGGACUUCCUGCCACCUGUGCAGGCUCUACUCGUCUACCAAUCUAUGCGCCUGUUCUCCGUGGGGGACUCUGCCUUGGUCGCGCAGGCCGAGAGGGACCAGGAAAAUCUGCUCGCAUGGACCGAGGUGCUAGACAGCGAGAUGGACCUCUUCCGGUCCGCCCCGGACAGCUGGGAGACCUGGAUACGUAAAGAGAGCGUCCGCCGGACCUUGGUUUAUGUUGAGAUGCUUUCUGGUGUGUAUAGGUUCCUGCGGAGGGGCUGGGACUACGCAAAACAGGAACGCAUGGCGAGCUUGGGAUUCUCCGUUCAACGUGCUCUCUGGACGGCGAGGACGGCCAAUGAGUGGACAAUUGCUUGGAGCAAUCUCCCUAGAUUAGAAACUAUCAUGGCCCGCACGCCCAGGGACAUGAGAGAGGCCACGACUUACGAUGUAGAUGAUUUAGGUGUGAUGCUACGGGCGACUUACUUUGGGAUUGAGAGCAUGGAGAGGUGGAUCGGAGAGGAUGCAUCUGCUCUGGAGAGAUGGGGGUUGAGGCAUUCUGGGCGUGGAUGGCGACCGGUGAAUCCAAUGCAAGAAAGAUAG